Molecule: messenger RNA, 1067 nt
Organism: Papaver somniferum (opium poppy)
Lineage: Eukaryota; Viridiplantae; Streptophyta; Magnoliopsida; Ranunculales; Papaveraceae
Product: pyrrolidone-carboxylate peptidase-like
Exons: 4
Coding region: 149-829 (226 amino acids)
Biological process (GO): proteolysis
Cellular component (GO): cytosol
Molecular function (GO): pyroglutamyl-peptidase activity
Source: RefSeq, a predicted model, not a curated record
UUUGGAUCACCUAAACUAUUUUACCGCGAAUCUCAAGGAUCUUCAUCUCAACCCUUCUUCUCCAGUUUUUGAUUGUAAGAAAAUUUGAGGUUCUGAUUUUAUCAUUUUUUUGAUUAAAAUUAGAAUUUAGAUUUGAUCUAAGCAAGGAAUGGGAUCUGAAGGACCUAUUUCUGUAACAAUUCAUAUAACUGGAUUCGGUAAAUUCCAUGGGGUUCCAGAUAAUCCAACUGAAGUUAUAGUAAGUAAUUUAAAAGGGUUCUUGAAAAGAAGAGGUAAUCCGUUACCAAGUGGUAUAAAUAUCGGGAGUUGCACAAUUCUUGAUGCAGCUGGAGAUGGAUCACUUCCUUUGCUUUAUAAUAUCAUGGAAUCAAGUAUUUCAAAUUCUGAAUCACUGACAACAGAUUCUUUGAACAACAAUGAACAGGUUAUCUGGCUUCACUUUGGAGUCAGUGGUGGAGCCAAGGAGUUUGCUGUUGAGAGACAGGCAUAUAAUGAAGCCACUUUUCGCUGUCCAGAUGAGCAUGGGUGGCAACCUCAACAACUUCCAAUAGUUUACGAGGAUGGAGAAAUUUCCAGAACAAGACAGACUUCUUUAUCGGUCGAGGGGAUUGUUAAGCAGUUAAAGAAGAAGUGUUUUGAUGUGGUCCUAUCCGAUGAUGCUGAUCGUUUUGUGUGCAACUAUGUCUAUUAUCACUCUCUCCGCUUUGCUGAACAGAAAGGUCACAAAUCUCUCUUUGUUCAUGUUCCUUCCUUUUCAAGAAUCGACGAAGACACCCAAAUGGAGUUCGCUGCAUCUUUGUUGGAGUCUCUUACCUUAAAUUACCACUGAGAGUCUUUCAAUAUUUCCAUACUAUGAAUUUUCAUAUUUUAAGCUGUAACCUUUCUGCAGUGUAUAUCCCAGUCCACCUUAUUUUUGUUUUAUUUUUUGUUUUAUAGAUUAAUGUUGCCUCUCAGUAUACGAGGGUUGUUGUUUUUCGCCCCAGUGUGAGAAUACUUAUAUUGCUUUAUGUACAGAACUCAGCUGUAUUUUUUUUAUGCUGUGAGAAAUGUAUUUACUUUCUUGGUUC